Oryza sativa Japonica Group (Japanese rice) is the source of this 1205-nucleotide messenger RNA. RefSeq names its product DNA-directed RNA polymerase I subunit rpa43. Gene Ontology annotation, biological process: DNA-templated transcription initiation. Gene Ontology annotation, cellular component: RNA polymerase I complex. The record is from RefSeq and is a predicted model, not a curated record. Lineage: Eukaryota; Viridiplantae; Streptophyta; Magnoliopsida; Poales; Poaceae.
CUCCCCGGUUGCUACGGCGCGCGCGGUUUUCCUUCUCUCUCCCAACGCUCGAGUCCGGCCGCCGCCUAGGGUUUAGGGUUUUGCGCCGCCGCCGCCGCCGCCGCCGCCGGGAUGGAGGCGCUCCGGGAGGCGGAGGCCGAGCUGACGGUGUACGUGCACCCCUCCAACGCCGCCGACGUACGCCGCGCCGUCUCCCGCCAGCUCAGCACCACCCUCUUCUCGUAUGAAGAUCGCUUUGAAGGCGUUUUGCUAGCUCAUGAGGUUGUUGUGAAUGGUGAUCGAGCGAAGAUUCUGAAUGGUUUGGUACCAUAUUUCGGUGUACCGGUCCAUGCGAAUCUGCUGCUCUAUUCUCCCCAACCAGACAUGAUCCUUGAAGGGAAGGUUGAACUGCUUGGGAAGGAAUCAAUUCAUGCCAUUGUGCUAGGGGUUUUCUCAGCCGCCAUCAUGGCAGAUGAUAUUAAUGAGAAGUUCAAGUUCAAAAGAAAAGGAGAUGGAGGAAAAUUCAUAAGCCGGUCGGACAGACAUCAUGUGAUUAGAAAGGGAAGCAUGAUACGGUUUUCUGUAAAAAGGGUGGAUACAGAAAUGAAUUGUCACAUAACUGGAUCUUUGCUCCCACCACAUACUGGAUCCAUGCCUUGGCUAUCAACUCAUGAUGCUGAAUAUGCAUCAGAAAUCAGCAGUGGUACAAGGAGACCAAGCAAUGUUGGGAUUAAAAUUAAGAAUGAACAAGAUCACAAAACAUCGGACAAUGAAGAUAGCGUCAUAAAUUCGGAACGGCCACACAAAAAGUCCCGAAAGAGGGCUUGGGAAGAAUGAUGCCAUUCUAAAGUUUACAAGAACUUCAUUGAAAUGCAAAGUUUUUGCUCUUAGUUUGGUGCAUAGUAAGCUACAAUGAAGAGCACUGGCUUGUUUUGGGGACAUGCAAUUGCUCGUGCUGCCGGGGGAUACUCACUGGAGAGAAGACGACGCCGAUGCUCCAUUUCAGUAGGUAGUUCUUUUGCCUGGUUGGUUCAGAAGCUAUGAUCCCCAACUGUAAUCGACCAGAUAAAAGUUGUCAUUUUUUGCCAACAGAUGAAUUCAUGAUGUAGUGUUUACACCAGCAAAGAACAUCCUGAUUCCUGAUUCCUGAUUUCUGAUGUACAAAACAAUGAUAAGUGCAAGAAAACUUGGGUACUACUACAUCACAAGUCUGUUCAUUUGGCAAA